AUGCCAUCUUCUCUAGGUUCCCACACUGUCUCACAUACUUCUGCAACAGACUCAGAACCUGUGAGGUUUGUUCAUACUUCAGAGGCCCGCCGUUUGCUUCCUUCCGCAAGUCGUUGGAAUUCUAUAGAAAUUGACUUUAACCUUCUUCCUCAGUCUACCAUGGCCAACGAUUCAAUCCCUUCUCAGUACUCCAAGUCCUACCAAUACAAUCUUGUUAUCACAGAUAAAAAGUACUUUAAACGUUGUCUUUACAUUUCUGUCUCCACAGUUUUUCUUAUCCUAGCUCUACUUUUACUGCUACACUUUUUGCCCUCAAAACAUCAUCACGAUCGUCCUUCAAAGAAUCUUACACUUGCAUUGAACCAAGCUCUAACGUUCUUCGAUGCUCAAAAGUCUGGGGUGUACCCCAAUAACAGUCCGGUGAAAUUUCGAGCAAGUUCAGGAUUGCAAGAUGGGAACUCAGGCAGUAAACCAGUUAAUCUUGAGGGUGGUUUCUAUGAUUCUGGCAACAACAUAAAAUUCAGCUUCCCUACAGCUUAUACUGUAACCCUGUUGAGUUGGAGUGUGAUUGAAUAUCAUGACAAGUAUGCUGAUAUUGGUGAGCUUGAUCAUGUCAAGGACAUAAUCAAAUGGGGAAGUGAUUAUUUGCUCAAACUCUUUGUUCCCCCUCACACAACUUCAGAUACCAUAUUGUAUUCUCAGAUUGGAAGUGCAAACAGCGAUGCCAAGGUUCCUAAUGAUAUAAACUGCUGGCAAAGACCUGAAGACAUGGACUACAAGAGAACCGUUUCAUUUUGCGAUAACACAGCUUCCGAUUUAGCAGGGGAAAUUGUUGCAGCAUUAUCAGCUGCUUCAUUAGUGUUCAAAGAAGACAAUGUUUACUCAGGAGAAUUAGUCACAGCAGCUGAGAAGCUAUUUGAGAGUGCAAUUACUAAGCUAGACCCUGCUAGGCAAGGAACAUACACUAAGGUUGAUGCUUGUGGAGGAGAAGCUAGAAAUUUUUAUAACUCAUCUGGUCACCAAGAUGAACUGAUCACAGAACAACUGUCUGAUCCAUGCAAGUUCAGCAGCCGUAAUCGCCAAAGCCCUAUACUCUGCCUCAGUGGACGAACGAGAGACAGUGGAUUGAUCAUCCAAAGGCCUAAUCUUGGGGCAGCUCGUCUGGAGUAUGCCGCAACAGCAUCCUUUCUUAGUAAAUUGUACAGCGACUACCUUUAUCUUCUGCGGAGUUCUGGUAGGAGUUGCAGAGGUUUCGGCUUUUCCCUGGAUAUGCUGCGCAAUUUCUCCACGUCUCAGGUAAAUUACAUUCUAGGAGAGAAUCCAAUGAAGAUGAGCUACAUGAUUGGGUUUGGAGAUAAGUUUCCAAGCCAAGUGCACCAUAGGAGCGCAUCAAUCCCUUGGGAUGGUCAAUAUUACUCUUGCAAGGACGGAGAAGAUAGAUGGCAAUUCUCCAAAGACCCAAAUCCCAAUUUGCUUUUGGGAGCCAUGGUAGCAGGACCUGACCAAUUUGACAAAUUUAUAGAUCAAAGGGACAAACAAGAGUUCACCGAGCCUAGCAUAUCAAGCAAUGCUGGCUUAGUUGCAGCACUCAUUGCACUUCAUGCUCCUCCUUAUCUUCCUUCUUCGAAAACCAAAGGCAUGAAUUUGGGCAUAGACCAGAUGGGUAUCUUUGCUAAAAUUUUGUGAAAAAAGGGAAAUCUGCUGCACCACAUUGAUUGGUUUUUUUGGGGUUAGUUUGUGUAGUUUCAAGUUCGUAGUUAAAGAAUUGAGACCCUUCACUUGUGAAAUCAAACUAAGCUUGCUGUUGGUUGUAACUUGUAUGCUAAGCUUUGUGAUUUACCAGGACUACAGGAGCAUCAAGUAAAGUA
This is a messenger RNA of Prunus persica (peach), 1868 nucleotides long. RefSeq names its product endoglucanase 9. Gene Ontology annotation, molecular function: hydrolase activity, hydrolyzing O-glycosyl compounds. The coding region runs from base 1 to 1686 and encodes 561 amino acids. The record is from RefSeq and is a predicted model, not a curated record. The transcript is spliced from 6 exons. Lineage: Eukaryota; Viridiplantae; Streptophyta; Magnoliopsida; Rosales; Rosaceae. Gene Ontology annotation, biological process: carbohydrate metabolic process.